Molecule: messenger RNA, 3786 nt
Organism: Diaporthe citri
Lineage: Eukaryota; Fungi; Ascomycota; Sordariomycetes; Diaporthales; Diaporthaceae
Product: DNA-directed RNA polymerase II subunit RPB2
Exons: 4
Coding region: 1-3786 (1261 amino acids)
Biological process (GO): DNA-templated transcription
Cellular component (GO): RNA polymerase II, core complex
Molecular function (GO): DNA binding; ribonucleoside binding; DNA-directed RNA polymerase activity
Source: RefSeq, a predicted model, not a curated record
AUGGCAGACUACGGCGAGGAUGUGUGGGAGAAUGACCCCGACGACAUGGAGGAGGAAAUGGAGGAUGAGUCCAUCACAGCCGAGGACUGUUGGACCGUCAUCUCGUCCUUCUUCGCCAAGAAGGGCCUCGUGUCGCAGCAAAUCGAUUCAUUCGACGAGUUUGUCACCACCACCGUCCAAAGUCUGAUGGACGAAUACUCCACCGUCAGCCUCGACCAGAAGCUCCCACCCUCCGACGACCCCGAGCCUGCACGCAUGCGUCGAUACGAGAUCAAGUUUGGCCACGUUCUCGUCACCCGUCCCAACGUCACCGAAGGUGAUGGCGCCGUCAAGAACCUUCUUCCUUACGAAUGCCGCGAUCGAAACCUUACCUACUCUUGCCCCAUUUACGUUCGCAUAACAAAGGAAGUGAAGAUCGCGAGAGAAAAGGAAGUGGCUUAUGAGGACAUGGACCCCGACCAGCGCCAACACUACGAGGAGACUCAGGAACGCCCCACGACCAUAGUAUGGGAGAUGGAGGAGUCCGAGAAGGCAGGGGACAAGAAGAAGACAGGGCCUGAGCAUCUGCGUGACAUGGUGUACAUUGGAAAGAUGCCCAUCAUGGUCAAGUCGCAGAUUUGCCACUUGCGAAACGAGGACGAUGCCGGCUUGUUCUUGUUGAACGAAUGCCCUUACGAUCAGGGCGGGUACUUCAUCAUCAACGGCAGUGAAAAGGUUCUCAUCGCACAGGAGCGAUCAGCAGCAAAUAUCGUGCAGGUUUUCAAGAAGGCUCAGCCUAGUCCAGAUCUGUACCACGCCGAGAUUCGAAGUGCGCUUGAGAAGGGCUCGCGUCUCAUCAGCUCCCUGACCUUGAAGCUCAAGGCCAAGGGUGAGACAGGACGAGGCGGCUUCGGCCAGACCAUCUCCACGACUUUGCCGUACAUUAAAGCCGACAUUCCAAUUGCCAUCGUGUUCCGAGCGCUCGGCAUGGUCAGCGACGAAGACAUUCUCAACGCUGUCUGCUACGACCACAACGACACGCAGAUGCUGGAGAUGCUGCGACCUUGUAUCGAGGAAGCCUUUGCUGUGCAGGAUCGAGACGUCGCCUUGGAUUAUAUCGGUAGGCGCGGUAACAAUGGCCACCAGGUCGCCAAGUACAUCCGCAUCAAGAACGCCAAGGAUGUAUUACAGAAGGAGAUGUUGCCCCACAUUGCCCAGACUGAAGGCUGCGAGACAAGAAAGGCGUUCUUCCUUGGCUAUAUGACACACAAGUUGCUGCAGUGUGCUCUUGGUCGGCGUGAUACCGACGAUCGUGACCACUUCGGCAAGAAGCGGCUGGACCUUGCUGGUCCACUCCUGGCGAAGCUUUUCCGAAAUAUCGUCAAGAAGCUCACCGGCGACCUCAUGGCUUAUAUGAAGCGAUGCAUCCAAGAGGAGAAGGGGUUCGAUCUUACCCUGGGAAUCCGUCAUGGAACUUUGACCAAUGGCCUCAAGUACUCUUUGGCAACUGGAAACUGGGGCGAUCAGAAGAAGGCUAUGAGCUCUACUGCUGGUGUCUCCCAAGUGCUGAAUCGCUACACCUUCUCCUCCACGCUUUCUCAUUUGCGGCGCACGAACACGCCCAUCGGCCGUGACGGCAAGUUGGCCAAGCCGCGUCAACUGCACAACACUCACUGGGGUUUGGUCUGCCCAGCAGAAACUCCUGAGGGUCAGGCUUGUGGUCUUGUCAAGAACUUGUCUCUGAUGUGCUACGUGAGUGUUGGAACACCAGCAGACCCCAUCAGGGAUUUCAUGAUCCAGCGGAACAUGGAAGUCCUGGAAGAGUACGACCCUGCAUCGAAUCCAUACGCAACCAAGAUCUUUAUCAACGGCACAUGGGUUGGUGUCCAUCAGGAUCCAAAGCACCUCGUCGGCCUUGUCCAGGACCUACGACGCAAGAGUAUCAUUUCCCACGAGGUUUCCCUUGUCCGAGACAUUCGUGAUCGCGAGUUCAAGAUCUUUUCUGACGCUGGCCGCGUGAUGCGACCGUUAUACGUAGUGGAACAAGAAGAUAAUCCUGAAACCGGCGCGGCGAAGGGUACCCUGGUCCUCAACAAGGAACACAUCCGACGUCUCGAGGCUGACCAGAAUCUGAACCCGGCGGAUGAGGAUUACUUUGGCUGGGACAGUCUGCAGCACGGUGGUGUCAUCGAGUAUCUGGAUGCCGAAGAAGAGGAGACGGCGAUGAUCUGCAUGAGUCCUGAGGAUCUUGAUGAAUACCGGGAGGCCAAGAAGAGGCCAAAGCAGACUGAAGAAGAACACCACCAGGAGAAACUGGACCGCCUGAACGAUGAAAACACGGAUCUGAACGCCCGGGUCAAGACAAAGAUUAACACUGACAUCAACAUCAUCAUCCCCUUCCCUGACCACAACCAAUCCCCACGAAACACGUAUCAGUCGGCUAUGGGUAAACAAGCCAUGGGCUUCUUCCUUACCAACUAUUCCCGGCGCAUGGACACGAUGGCAAACAUCCUGUACUACCCUCAGAAACCUUUGGCGACAACGCGCUCCAUGGAGUUCCUGAAGUUCCGAGAGCUGCCCGCCGGUCAGAACGCGAUCGUAGCCAUUGCUUGCUACUCUGGUUACAACCAGGAAGAUUCCGUCAUCAUGAACCAGAGCAGCAUCGAUCGGGGCCUGUUUCGGAGUCUCUUCUUCCGUUCUUAUACCGACUCGGAGAAGCGAGUGGGCAUCAACGUCGUCGAGUCUUUCGAGAAGCCGUUCCGCUCCGACACGCUCCGAUUGAAGCACGGCACAUACGACAAGCUUGACGAUGAUGGAAUCAUCGCACCCGGUGUUCGAGUCUCCGGUGAAGAUAUCAUCAUUGGAAAGACAUCUCCUAUCAACCCUGACAACCAGGAACUGGGACAACGCACUGCGCAGCAUGUCAAGCGAGACGCCUCGACCCCACUUCGAAGCACGGAGAGCGGCAUCAUUGACUCCGUCAUCGUCACGACGAACCAGGAUGGUCUACGCUACGUCAAGGUUCGGGUUCGUACCACCAAGAUUCCUCAGAUUGGUGACAAGUUUGCUUCUCGUCACGGUCAGAAGGGCACUAUUGGUGUUACUUACCGUCAGGAAGACAUGCCAUUCAGUCGCGAAGGUGUUGUACCUGACAUCAUCAUCAACCCCCACGCCAUUCCGUCGCGUAUGACGAUAGCCCAUUUGGUCGAGUGUCUCUUGUCCAAGGUGUCCACAUUGAAGGGAAUGGAGGGUGAUGCAACUCCUUUCACCGACGUCACCGUCGACUCUGUCUCUGAUCUGCUCCAUGCGCAUGGAUACCAAUCGCGUGGCUUCGAAAUCCUCUACCACGGGCACACAGGGCGAAAACUCAAAGCCCAGGUCUUCUUCGGCCCAACGUACUAUCAGCGUCUUCGACACAUGGUGGACGACAAGAUCCACGCUCGUGCCCGCGGGCCGGUGCAAAUCAUGACGCGGCAGCCCGUGGAGGGUCGUGCUCGAGAUGGUGGCCUGCGUUUCGGAGAAAUGGAGCGUGAUUGCAUGAUUGCCCAUGGUGCCGCUGCUUUCCUAAAGGAGCGUUUGUUUGAGGUGUCAGAUGCGUUCAGAGUCCAUAUCUGUGAGAUUUGUGGACUCAUGACGCCUAUUGCAAACCUUACCAAGCAGUCCUUCGAGUGCAGGCCCUGCAAGAACAAGACGAAGAUCGCGCAGGUGCACAUUCCCUACGCUGCCAAGCUGCUUUUCCAGGAGCUGGCAGCCAUGAACAUUGCUUCGCGCAUGUUCACCGACCGAUCGGGUGUGUCGAUCAGGUAA